UGAUGAUGAUGAUGAUGAUGAAGAUGAGUCAACUGAAGAAUCCACAAAAAUGGAAGUCGAUAACAAACAAAAACUGAAAAAAACAGAGGAAACUCCAAAGACAGCUAAAAAUAAGCCAGAAGAUAAGGAUGUCCAGGUACAGAAGAAGGAUGCAGAGGAAGAGAGCGAAGAGGAUGAGGACAGUGAAGAUGAGAGUGAUGAUGAUGACGAUGAGGAGGAGGAGUCAGGGGAAGACGAGUCUGAAGAGGAUGAAAGCGAUGAGGAUGAUGAUGAUGAAGACGAGGAUGAAAGUGACGAGGAAGAUGAAAUUACCACCAGUCUGACGGCAAAAAAAACAGUUCAGAAGGAAGCAAAAGGAGCGAAGAAAAAGCCAGUCACUAAUGGAGUAGUCAAAGAAGAUAAGAAGAACAAACAAGAAAAAAACAAGACACCAGCUCAACAGCAGCCACGUACGCCUAAAACUGGUGCAAACAAAGAUGACGCAAAGAAAUCUGGAAAUAAAACUCCUCAAUCACUCGACAUGGACAAAAUAAAAGAAAAGUUACUGAAGACGCCAAAUCUUCCAAAGAAAGUGGACAAAUUUAAGAACUACUUGAAGCAUUCGCACAAAGUCACAGAUGAAGCUGUAAGUACUUCCAGUCCUUCUUUUACAUGUCACUCUUACUACUCUUACAGUGAUCAUCACUUUAUCUAA
Messenger RNA from Orbicella faveolata, 694 nucleotides. RefSeq lists its product as uncharacterized. Gene Ontology annotation, molecular function: chromatin binding; histone binding; RNA binding. Lineage: Eukaryota; Metazoa; Cnidaria; Anthozoa; Scleractinia; Merulinidae. Gene Ontology annotation, biological process: cell adhesion; ossification; chromatin remodeling. Gene Ontology annotation, cellular component: nucleoplasm; nucleolus; cytoplasm. The record is from RefSeq and is a predicted model, not a curated record.